CUUUGUACUCUGUAUCUUACUUAUGUCAUCCAUUACUUAUCCACGUAUUGUGAGUGACAUUGAAUCUUUUUUUUGGUCUCUGUUCACAUGGACAUUCCCACGAGCAACAACAAAUUUACCACUCUACCUUGAGGAAGCCUCUGUCAAUUAGCACGUUAGGCGAUAGUUCUUCCUACAGAUGCACUAAAAUUUCAGCGCAAACAAUCCCUGCGCCUGCGCCUUCGCCUGCGCAAUUCUUUCUUCCUGCGAAUCCCAUUCCACCGCCUCGUUCUCUACACGAACUCUACCACCAUGUCCAAAUUUGGCUGCCUCGUCAUGGGCCCUGCUGGUGCAGGCAAGACGACCUUCUGUACUGCGCUCAUACAACAUCUUCAAAACAGCCGACGCUCAUGUUUCUACGUCAACCUCGACCCCGCCGCCAGCGAUUUCGCCUUUGAGCCCGACCUCGACAUCCGCGACCUGAUCUCCCUCGAGGAUGUCAUGGAGGAAAUGUCGCUGGGUCCCAAUGGAGGGUUGAUCUUCUGCUUCGAGUUCCUCCUCCAAAACCUCGACUUCCUCGCUUCCGCUCUCGAUCCCGUCUCCGAAGAAUACCUCAUCCUCUUCGACCUGCCCGGCCAGAUCGAACUCUACACGCACAUUCCCUUGCUACCGGAACUGGUCAAAUACUUGUCAAGAAUGGGUCCAUUGAACAUCAAUCUAUGCGCCGCCUAUUUAUUGGAAGCCACUUUCGUGGUAGACAAGGCUAAAUUUUUCGCCGGCACCCUCUCCGCCAUGAGCGCCAUGAUCAUGCUGGAACUUCCUCACGUCAAUAUCCUGUCCAAGAUGGACCUGGUGAAAGAGCAAGUACCCAAGAAAGAGAUGAAGCGAUUUACAGACCCCGAUGCGAAUUUGCUGGAAGAUGAAGAUACUGGUCGAGGCACGGCGACCGAACAUACCGUCGACGUCGGCAACCCACGUGAGAUCGACCAAGUCAUGACCGGAGGCUCCUUCAAACAACUGAAUCGGGCCGUCGCGAGGUUGAUAGACGACUUCUCGAUGGUCUCCUUCCUGCAGCUCGAUGUAAACGAUGAAGACAGCGUUGGAGACAUUUUGAGUUAUAUCGACGAUGCCAUUCAAUACCAUGAGGCACAAGAGCCCAGGGAUCCCAAAGAGGCCGAGAUGCAAGAGCCGGCCUGGGAAGAAGACUGAGCAAUCGCAUCUGAUCGUUGAAUUUCGGGGACAGCGUUGGCGCUGGAGGCGUUUUCAUUUCGAGACAACAUUGUAGAUACCAGAUUUCCCAAGAUUCAUUCUGUGCACUGUGUCCCUGACACCCUCUUAUGAUGG
This is a messenger RNA of Exophiala oligosperma, 1323 nucleotides long. RefSeq lists its product as uncharacterized. Gene Ontology annotation, molecular function: GTPase activity. The record is from RefSeq and is a predicted model, not a curated record. The coding region runs from base 292 to 1188 and encodes 298 amino acids. NCBI's taxonomy places the organism in Eukaryota, Fungi, Ascomycota, Eurotiomycetes, Chaetothyriales, Herpotrichiellaceae. The transcript has a single exon.